CGCGGGAACGCAUCUCGCUUCAAGAUGUGAUGUUCCGGCUUGAUUGAUACCUGAGAUCCUGUUCUGAAAAAAAUAACAAUUGUCUGAGAAUGGACGGGAAUACUUUCGCAGCAUGUUCGGCUUAUUUUAUCCUGUUUUUGUUCACCGCGCCCACUUUGGGUGAUUCUGAAAUCGAUGGAUUUGAAAUAGUCGUUGUGCACCAUCCUGAUUCCUGCUCUAAAAUACCAGAUAAUGGGGACAUAGUGAGAUUCGAGUAUAAUGCUUCGCUACCCGAUGGAACGAUCUUCGAUGCAUCCUAUAUAUGGGGCGAAGAAUUUGAAUAUAUCCAUGGCAACGAAGAAACUCAUCUUUUGGCAGGAUGGGUUAAAGGAGUAGAACACAUGUGUGCCGGAGAACAUAGACGAAUCUUCAUACCACCAUUCCUUGGAUAUGGUCGGAAAGGCUCACCUCCAUUGAUACCAGCGAAUUCCUCUUUGAUAUUCGAUGUUAAACUUACCAACGUGCUGAAAGGUGAUAUUGAUGAUAACACCCAAUCGCCCCAGCCUCCGUCACCGAACUAUGAAGCGCUGCAAUUUCUGGCCAUUCCAUUUGCAGUUAUUGUGUUUGUUCUAGUCGCUGUAUGUCUUUACUCGUAUGAAUACAGAGACAGAGGGAUUAAAUGGUAUCGAGUUGGACAGGCCGUUUAAGUAAUAUCAAGACAAAUGCACAGCCUGUACUGCACUUAUAUGACACUGUUUACUAUAUAUAUAAUGUUAAUA
This is a messenger RNA of Saccoglossus kowalevskii, 758 nucleotides long. RefSeq names its product FK506-binding protein 2-like. The record is from RefSeq and is a predicted model, not a curated record. Gene Ontology annotation, molecular function: peptidyl-prolyl cis-trans isomerase activity. Gene Ontology annotation, cellular component: endoplasmic reticulum. Lineage: Eukaryota; Metazoa; Hemichordata; Enteropneusta; Harrimaniidae.